This is a messenger RNA of Aspergillus homomorphus CBS 101889, 2250 nucleotides long. It is a transcript of the gene catA, whose product is annotated as catalase catA. Gene Ontology annotation, cellular component: cytosol. Gene Ontology annotation, biological process: response to oxidative stress; hydrogen peroxide catabolic process. NCBI's taxonomy places the organism in Eukaryota, Fungi, Ascomycota, Eurotiomycetes, Eurotiales, Aspergillaceae. The transcript has 3 exons. Gene Ontology annotation, molecular function: heme binding; catalase activity. The coding region runs from base 1 to 2250 and encodes 749 amino acids. The record is from RefSeq and is a predicted model, not a curated record.
AUGGCCAGCAUCGUCGCAGGGGGCCUCGAGCGGGCCCAGGAGGCCGUCAAGAGUGCCUCGAACAAGAACAAGAAGGCUGUCGACCUUGAGCGCGACACUGUCGAUGUCACCACCGAACAGCGCCAAACCACCGACCAUGGUGUGCCCAUCAGCAACACAGACAACUGGCUGAAGCCUGUCGAUGGCGACCACAUCGGUCCCUCCUUGCUGGAAGACCAGAUUGCCCGAGAGAAGAUCCACCGCUUCGACCAUGAGCGCAUUCCCGAACGAGUUGUCCACGCGCGUGGCACUGGUGCCUUCGGAAACUUCAAGCUGCUCGAGAGCUGCGAGGAUGUCUCCUACGCCAACAUCCUGAACGACACAUCCCGCAACACCCCGGUCUUCGUCCGGUUUUCCACCGUCCAGGGCAGCAAAGGCAGUGCUGACACCGUCCGUGAUGUCCGUGGAUUCGCGGUUAAGUUAUACACUGAUGAGGGCAACUGGGAUAUCGUCGGCAACAACAUUCCCGUGUUCUUCAUUCAGGAUUCCAUCAAGUUCCCUGAUAUUGUCCACGCCGUCAAGCCCGAACCUCACAACGAAGUGCCCCAGGCGCAAACAGCACACAACAACUUCUGGGACUUCUGCUACAUGCACCCCGAGGCCACGCACAUGUUCAUGUGGGCCAUGUCGGACCGCGCUAUCCCCCGCUCCUACCGCAUGAUGCAAGGCUUCGGUGUGAACACCUACUCCCUUAUCAACAAGGAGGGCAAGCGCCACUUCGUCAAGUUCAUCUGGACCCCGCACCUGGGCGUUCACUCCCUCGUCUGGGACGAGGCGCUCAAGCUGGCCGGUCAGGACCCUGACUUCCACCGCAAGGACUUGAUGGAAGCCAUCGACAACGGCGCCUACCCGAAGUGGGACCUGCAGAUCCAGACCAUCCCCGAGGAGAAGCAGGACGACUUCGAAUUCGACAUUCUCGACGCCACGAAGAUCUGGCCCGAGGACCUGGUCCCGCCCCGCACGAUCGGUGUGCUCGAGCUCAACCGCAACGUCGACGAGUUCUUCCCGCAAACCGAGCAGGUGGCCUUCUGCACCUCGCACAUUGUGCCCGGUAUCGACUUCUCGGACGACCCGCUCCUCCAGGGCCGCAACUUCUCCUACUUCGAUACGCAGAUCAGCCGCCUGGGCAUCAACUGGGAAGAGCUCCCGAUCAACCGGCCCGUGUGCCCGGUGCUCAACCACAACCGUGACGGUGCCAUGAGGCACCGCAUCACCAAGGGCACGGUCAACUACUGGCCCAACCGGUUCGAGGCAGGCAAGCCCGACGGCGCGGCGCCGCACCACGGGCAGGGCUUUGAGUCGUAUCCAGCCCCGACGACGGGCCGCAAGCGCCGCGGCUUGAGCCCCAAGUUCCGCGAGCACCACAACCAGGCGCAGCUCUUCUACAACUCGAUGUCCGAGCACGAGAAGCUGCACAUGAAGAAGGCGUUCAGCUUCGAGCUGGACCACUGCGACGACCCGGUGGUCUACAACCGGCUGGCCGGCACGCGGCUGGCGGAGAUCGACCUCAGCCUGGCGCAGCAGGUGGCCGAGCUGGUGGGCGCCCCGAUCCCGGAGAAGGCGCUACGCCCCAACCACGGCAAGCGCGCCAUCCGCCUCUCGCAGACGGAAUUCCCGCCUAAGACGCCGACCAUCGCCAGCCGACGCAUCGCCAUCAUCAUCGGCGAUGGCUACGACUCCGUGGCCUUCAAGGGUCUGCAGACGGCCAUCAAGGCGGCCAGCGCGCUGCCCUUUGUGAUCGGCACGAAGCGGUCACCGAUUUUCGCGGACGGUGAGUCCAAGGAGACCUCCAAGGGCGUGGUGGCGGACCACUUCUACGACGGCAUGCGCUCCACCAUGUUCGACGCCACCUUCAUCCCCGGCGGGCCGCACGUGCAGACCCUGCGCAAGAACGGCCAGAUCAAGUACUGGAUCGCCGAGUCCUUCGGCCACCUCAAGGCCCUGGCCGCCACUGGCGAGGCCGCCCAGCUGAUCAAGGAGGUCAUCGGCAGUGUGCUCGACGUCCAGAUCGCUACCGCCCAGAGCCCCGACCCCGUCGAGUGGUACGGUGUCGUCACCGCCGGCGCUCUUCAAAAGCCGGAAAGCAUCGGCGAGACCGUCAAGAUCCUCAAGGACGCGACGGACUUCGUCGGCAAGUUCUUCUACCAGGUCUCACAGCACCGGAACUACCAGCGCGAACUGGAUGGGCUGGCUUCCACCGUUGCUUUUUAG